Molecule: messenger RNA, 475 nt
Organism: Oppiella nova
Lineage: Eukaryota; Metazoa; Arthropoda; Arachnida; Sarcoptiformes; Oppiidae
Source: the annotation of a GenBank genome assembly
GUUUCUUCUGAAUCGUCACUUGAAGUGACGUAACGUUGGAUUCAAUUGUAAAUAUUGUCACCAAAACCAGUAUUGAGGCACCAAAUCAAGCCAUCAUUUGAUCCACUCUUGUGUCCCAAUUGAUCCCAACACUCGUCACUCGUAUUCGCGACAAACAUAUCGUUGUAAUCGUCUCUGAAAUCCAUUUCCUGCGCGAGUCGUAUGUCUUAAGCAAAUCGGACACCAAAUGGACAGUCAAUACAACACACGAUCGCCAGCCGUCAAACGUCUGUACAGAGAGGCCAAAGAGCUGCUCAACGAUCGGACCGCAGAGUAUUUCGCACAACCAUUAGAUGACAAUCUGUUUGAGUGGCACUUCACGGUGAGAGGACCUCCUGAUAGUGACUUCUUCGGCGGUGUAUAUCACGGGCGUAUAAUACUGCCGACGGAGUACCCCAUGAAACCCCCGUCUAUUAUAAUGCUGACACCGAACGGA